Pieris macdunnoughi is the source of this 258-nucleotide messenger RNA. Lineage: Eukaryota; Metazoa; Arthropoda; Insecta; Lepidoptera; Pieridae. The record is from the annotation of a GenBank genome assembly.
AUGACAGUCAUAUGUUUACUUUCUAAUGCUUUUCAACUAAAAGAACCUGAAAUCAUUGAUAUGAAGUACAAGUUCUUCAAUACAUGUCAGAAUAUUGAAGUUGUUCUACAUUUAUUGAAAGAAGCGCUUCAAAAGCGAGAUAUAGCUAAGUUCCAGGAACAAAAUAUGAGUGAUUGUCACACAAGUGAUGCGCUCGAAGCCCUACGAGGAAAGGGCGUAAGGGAGGGACCCCCUCGCCGCCAUUAUCGAUUGCCCUAG